AUGAACCAUGACCUGUGGGGCCAAGUGCCAGAAGUGUACAACCGUGAGGCUUACACUUCGCUCCUACGGGAGUGCAUCAGUGGAAGGGCGCUAGAAAGAGGUGCACGCAUCCAUGCCCGGUUGAUAGCAAUAGAGAAAGACAAAGACACCGCUAUUGGGAACUUGCUGGUGCAAAUGUAUGCCAAGUGCGGAGAUUUGCACCGAGCAAGAAAGGCUUUCUACAGCAUAGAGCGAAGGAACAGUGUGUCGUGGACGGUGAUGCUGGCUGCCUAUAUCGACCACGGCAAACAAGAGCAAGCACUCUGCUUGUUCCACACUAUGGACCUGGAGGGAGCCCAGGCAGACAUGGAUGCGUUCACCUUGUCAUGCGUGCUCAGCGCGUGCUCCAGCCUAGGGGCAGGCGCAGAGGGCCAGGCCAUCCAUGCUCGUCUCGUUGCGUGUGGAUAUGAGCUCGACAUUCCGCUACAAAACGCCCUCGUCACCAUGUAUGCCAAGUCGGGCAAUACUCAGGUGGCAAGGCAGGUGUUUGAGAACAUGGCCGCGAGAAACCUCAUCUCGUGGAAUGCCAUCCUUCUCGCUAACCACCACAACCGCUUCAACGUUGAGGCAUGCCUCAUCUACCUCCGCAUGAACUUGGAAGGCGUGCAGCCAAACGCAGUGACCUUUGUAGCGGUCGUCGGUGCCUUGUCCGAGCUGGGACCGGGACUUCAAACCGUCUUAAGAGGCCGGGCGGUCCACGCGCGAGCGGCUGCGUCCGGCUUUGCCUCCCAAACCGUGCUCCAGAACGCUCUCAUCAGCAUGUACUCAAGGUGCCACUGCCUAGAAGAGGCCAGGAGAGUGUUCGACAACAUCCAAGACAGGAGCCCCGGACGAAAUGACACUGUCUGCCCUCUGUGCUGCGUGCUGCCAGCUUGA
Selaginella moellendorffii is the source of this 915-nucleotide messenger RNA. Its product is annotated as pentatricopeptide repeat-containing protein At1g15510, chloroplastic-like. The record is from RefSeq and is a predicted model, not a curated record. Gene Ontology annotation, biological process: RNA modification. The transcript is spliced from 2 exons. Bases 1 to 915 code for a protein of 304 amino acids. Gene Ontology annotation, molecular function: RNA binding; protein binding. NCBI's taxonomy places the organism in Eukaryota, Viridiplantae, Streptophyta, Lycopodiopsida, Selaginellales, Selaginellaceae.